Molecule: messenger RNA, 993 nt
Organism: Haliotis rufescens (red abalone)
Lineage: Eukaryota; Metazoa; Mollusca; Gastropoda; Lepetellida; Haliotidae
Product: macrophage mannose receptor 1-like
Exons: 5
Coding region: 1-993 (330 amino acids)
Molecular function (GO): signaling receptor activity
Source: RefSeq, a predicted model, not a curated record
AUGUGCAGGUCUGACGGCGCUACACUGGUCAAGAUAGACAACGCGGAGAAACAGGACAUCGUCAGAGGCUUGUUCAACUUCAAGGACUACGAAAACAGCACUGAACCCUGGAUUGGACUGCGGGACACGAACAGGUCCAACAUCUACAGAUGGACUGACGGUUCCGUCCCGACGUACACGAAGUGGUGCAAAGGGGAGCCCAGCUUUACUUCUGGAGGCCAGGACCAGGACUGUGUCGUGAUCUCUUUAGGGAUAUUUGUGUCUGCAUGGGAUGAUCGUGACUUGGCUGUGCCUGUGUUGAUACUACUGGGGGCCUCACCACAAGAAGCAACAGUACUUGGAAGAGGUUUUAAGAAAAUUGACAAACCUUUUGAUGAUAAACUAACGGCUUUACACGAAGUUGGUGCUGUAUCUCUCUUGAAAUGCAAUGUAGAAUGCAGUGUUCUUCCCGGAUGUCUCGCCCUGGAGUACAAGCGUAACACCUCCCACUGUACCAUGUACGGCCACCUCAGUGUGACAGACGGGAGUCCAGUGUCAGUGGGCCGAGUCUCAGAUGAUGCAUGCAGAUAUGCAACUUUGGACACUGAAGAAAAGGGAUACACGACUUUCCAUGUUGAGGGGGGCGAGAUCCAUCUGAAGAGAUACAAUGUGGGACGUACAUGGGACGGAGCCUUAGAGAUGUGCAGGUCUGACGGCGCCACACUGGUCAAGAUAGACACCGUGGAGAAACAGUACAUCGUCAGAAGCUUGUUCAACUUCAACUAUGAAAAGACAAAGGAGCCCUGGAUUGGACUGCGGGACACAACCAGGUCAAACGUCUACAGAUGGACUGACGGUUCCGUCCCGACGUACACGAACUGGUACAAAGGGCAGCCAAGCUUUACAUAUGAAGGCCAUGACGAGGACUGUGUCCAGUUCCUUUCACAGAUGUUUGGGUCUGCAUGGAACGAUGAUGACUGUAGUAAAAUACGCUGGUUUGUGUGUGAAAUGUGA